Lepus europaeus (European hare) is the source of this 984-nucleotide messenger RNA. It is a transcript of the gene HSD17B8, whose product is annotated as hydroxysteroid 17-beta dehydrogenase 8. Gene Ontology annotation, biological process: estrogen biosynthetic process. Lineage: Eukaryota; Metazoa; Chordata; Mammalia; Lagomorpha; Leporidae. The coding region runs from base 29 to 808 and encodes 259 amino acids. The record is from RefSeq and is a predicted model, not a curated record. The transcript is spliced from 9 exons. Gene Ontology annotation, molecular function: estradiol 17-beta-dehydrogenase [NAD(P)+] activity.
UCUGGUGGCCGCCCACCCGCCACCCGCCAUGGCGUCUCAGCUCCGGCUCCGCUCCGCGCUGGCCCUGGUCACAGGUGCAGGUAGUGGCAUCGGCCGCGCGGUCUGUGAGCGCCUGGCCCGCGAGGGGGCCAGUGUGGCCGCCUGCGACUUGGACGCGGCCGCGGCACGGGAGACGGUGCGGCUGCUAGGCGGCCCCGAGAGUGAGGAAGGGGCACCCGGCGGGAAGCACGCUGUCUUCCAGGCUGACGUGUCAGAGGCCAGGGCCGUGGGGCGCCUGCUGGAGCAAGUGCAGGCCCGCUUUUCUCGCCCGCCAUCUGUCGUGGUGUCCUGCGCCGGCAUCACCAGGGAUGAGUUUCUGCUCCACAUGUCUGAGGAGGACUGGGACAGAGUCGUGGCUGUCAACCUCAAGGGCAUCUUCCUGGUCACUCAGGCUGCCGCCCAAGCCCUGGUGGCCAGUGGUCGUCACGGCUCCAUCAUCAACAUCAGUAGCAUCAUUGGAAAGGUGGGGAACUUGGGGCAGACAAACUAUGCUGCAUCCAAGGCCGGAGUGAUUGGGCUGACCCAGACAGUAGCCAAAGAGCUUGGACGACACGGGAUCCGCUGUAACUCUGUCCUCCCAGGGUUCAUUACAACACCCAUGACACAGAAAGUGCCGCAGAAAGUGAUAGACAAGGUGACCGGAAUGAUCCCGAUGGGACACAUGGGGAGCCCCGAGGAUGUGGCCAAUGCGGUCGCGUUCCUGGCAUCGGAAGACAGUGGAUACAUCACAGGGGCCUCAGUGGAAGUCACUGGAGGUCUUUUCAUGUAGCUGCCUCAAGGACCCUGGGCUCUGCUGGCGCCCCCACCACUCCGCCCGGCCUCCUGCUGAUGAGGACUCCAGUUCCCAGGCUACAAAAGGGGUGGCAGUGUCUGGCUCAGGAAUGCUGAAUAUGGGAGGCAGGGGUGCUUGUGACCCUAAUAAAUUCCAAAUCCUCUUCCCUGCCA